AUGUUCGCAUUCCCGGCGGAGAUUCUGACGGAAAUCGGCUCCCACCUCGACCCCUCUAGCCAGCGCACUGCGCGCCUGACCUCGCGCGCAUUGAACGCGGCGUUGGAGCCGCUGGUGCUUAGGCUGUUCCCACUCAAUGUACAUCUGUUGUCGAAAAGCGGGGCGCUGGAACUCAUGGCGGACAUUGUGGCGGGAAGAUCCAACUGGCCGCGUUACGCGAAGACGCUGCAGGUGCUGCGGCGGUGGGACCCCAAGCAGGGCAUGGCGCCAGAAGAUGAAGACGUCGUGAAGGCUAAAGCUGCGAUGCUAGCACAGGUCCUCGAGAGAAUGAGCGGGAUGCGGAGCAUUUACUGGUGCAUCCGCGACCGCGACUUUGUCUGGAUGCACACCGCUGUUCAGGGGGCGCUCAUGAGCUUCCCCAUGCUCGAGAAUUUGGACGUGCAAAUCAUGAAGCCCGAGAUUCUCGCUGUCAACAUCGCGGCCAUCCGGAAUCUCAAGACCCUGACGGUUACCGCAUAUCCCACUCUCUAUUCAGAAGAGGUGACGUCAAUCGAGAAACAGGCUGCUAUGGUCGUCGCGCAGAGUCCGGGCCUCGUUUCGCUGCACCUUAUGCACCGGGACUACGACUGCGUCUGGACCAGUCUUCCCGCAGACAUCCCACUGACGACAUUGCACACCGACAGCGUCACUCCAGGCCUCCUCCGCUACCUUGCGAGCCACUCGGGCAUGACCGACGUCGACCUGUACGUGCACGCCAAUAGCGCGGCGGCCGCGAACGCUCUCGCCGCCACAUUCUUCGCGGCUGUCCUCCCACGCCACGCACCAACGCUCGUCAGUUUAGCGUUUCGGUCCUCCUACGAGAGCCACUGGAGCAUUGGGCCGCAGUCAAUCGACGUAUUUCGGGAUCUACACCUCCCCCGCCUCACACAUCUGAACGUUACCGUCAACAAAGCGGACCUCGUCGACGCUGCGGCCGAGCACAACGCGGUAGCCAUGGCCCUGAAUCUUAUCCCGCGGCUGCCCGCGUUAAAAAUGCUGCAGAUCGGGUAUUCCUCCUCCGAAGGCACCCGCCGCGCGCGCUGCGGCAACCCACGGUUGAUGCACGGUCGCACGAUGCGUGAUGCAAUCAGCACCGCCGUCGCCGACUUCCGGACGGAGACUGAUGCGGGGUUCGCCGGCGUUGAGCUCCGUGCGUGGGGCUCGCCGAGCGGCGUCUACGAGCUUGCCCCGGUCCCCUCUGCGUCCGACGGCGAGGCCGGGCCGGCGUGGGGUUUUGUCGCCCGGCCGCUGACGCCGGAGCAGGAGGCCAUCGCAAAGCAGGUGGCCCCCGCUGUAUUCCUCUGUUAA
Mycena indigotica is the source of this 1347-nucleotide messenger RNA. Its product is annotated as F-box domain-containing protein. NCBI's taxonomy places the organism in Eukaryota, Fungi, Basidiomycota, Agaricomycetes, Agaricales, Mycenaceae. The coding region runs from base 1 to 1347 and encodes 448 amino acids. The transcript is spliced from 3 exons. The record is from RefSeq and is a predicted model, not a curated record.